Molecule: messenger RNA, 1864 nt
Organism: Nematolebias whitei (Rio pearlfish)
Lineage: Eukaryota; Metazoa; Chordata; Actinopteri; Cyprinodontiformes; Rivulidae
Gene: asic2
Product: acid-sensing (proton-gated) ion channel 2
Exons: 10
Coding region: 1-1677 (558 amino acids)
Biological process (GO): sodium ion transmembrane transport
Cellular component (GO): membrane
Molecular function (GO): ligand-gated sodium channel activity
Source: RefSeq, a predicted model, not a curated record
AUGUGGGUCCCAGCCCCUGAGGCCUGGCUGGGAAAUGAAGCCUCUCCUGCAGUUGUAGGAGCGCUGUGGGCAGCCAUGGCCCUGGAGGGGCACUGUCUCCGGAGGGGAUCCCCGGCCAUGAUCAGAAAGGGUCGUAAGCGGCGUCACACGAAGCCGACACUGGCUCAGGUCACAUCCACUCUGCUGUCAAGGACACGUCUUCACGGCCUGCGGCAUGUUUGUGUCCCCGGUGGCUCUGUUGGCCGCAGGGCCUUCUGGUUACUGGCCCUCUGCACCUCCCUGGGAUUGCUUUUAUCCUGGUCCUCCAACCGUCUACUUCACUGGCUUUCUUUUCCCACAUACACACGAGUUCACACCGAAUGGGCCAAAGAACUGGCUUUCCCUGCUGUCACUAUCUGCAACAAUAAUCCUAUUCGCCUCUACAAACUUACAAAGAGUGACCUGUAUUUUGCUGGCCACUGGCUUGGCCUGCUGUUGGCUAACCGGACAGUCAGGCCCAUGGUUUUGGACCUGCUGCAGGAGGACCAUCUGGCCUGGUUCAGAAAACUGUCAGACUUCAAGCUAUUCCUGCCACCCAGAAACUUUGAAGGAACCAACUUGGAGUUUAUGGACCGACUGAGCCACCAGCUAGAUGAAAUGCUUCUCUCGUGCAAAUACAAAGGAGAGCCCUGCGGAGCCCACAACUUCUCCUCUGUGUUCACCAGGUACGGAAAGUGUUACAUGUUCAACGCUGCAGAGGAGGGGAAGACCCUCCGUACCACCAUGAAAGGAGGGACUGGAAACGGGCUGGAGAUCAUGCUGGACAUCCAGCAGGACGAGUACCUGCCGGUGUGGGGGGACACAGACGACACGGCGUUCGAAGCAGGUGUGCGGGUGCAGAUCCACAGCCAGGCGGAGCCUCCGUUUGUCCACGAACUGGGCUUCGGCGUGGCCCCUGGCUUCCAGACCUUUGUGGCCACACAGGAGCAGAGGCUGACUUACCUGCCUCCCCCGUGGGGAGAGUGCGAGUCCAAAGCUCUGGAGUCGGGCUUCUUUCAGGUCUACAGCGUGACCGCCUGCAGAAUCGACUGCGAGACGCGCUACAUUGUGGAGAAUUGCAACUGCAGGAUGGUUCACAUGCCUGGUGAUGCUUCGUACUGCACACCUGAGCAGUACAAAGACUGUGCUGAGCCUGCGCUCGCCAAACUGUCUGCUGUGGAGAGCAGCAGCUGCAUGUGCAGGACGCCGUGCAACACGACCCGCUACAACAAAGAGUUAUCCAUGGUCAAAAUCCCCAGCAAGACCUCGGCGCGCUACCUGCAGAAGAAGUUCAACAAGUCGGAGAAGUAUAUCACAGACAACAUCUUGGUGCUGGAUGUGUUCUUUGAAGCUCUGAACUACGAGACCAUCGAGCAGAAAAAAGCCUACGAGGUGGCAGGUUUACUGGGUGAUAUUGGAGGACAGAUGGGUUUGUUCAUCGGCGCGAGCAUCCUCACCAUCUUAGAGCUCUUUGAUUACGCUUAUGAGGUGGUGAAAGACAGACUGCUGGACUUACUGAGCAGAGAGGAGGAGGACGAGAGUCACGCAGAGGAGGUGAGUUCCUGCGACCCAGUGGCGAACCACUCAGAAUCCAUCAGCCACACCGUGACAGUCCCCCUCCAGACAACUCUGGGCACCCUGGAGGAGAUCGCCUGCUGAAGACCCCCCUCCCCGAACUCAGCAGCUGCCUCCACCAGGUUGAGCAUCCUUUACGGAGUCCUGCAGGACCUAUGGGGGCGGGGAGGAGGACAGGAGCAGGGGUUGGGCUGAGGACAGCGCUGCUCUGUCACACCCUUCUGUCUGAGGCGCUAAUGGGGAUUAAAGACGUGUCGAAUGGAUUAAUCAG